Molecule: messenger RNA, 1389 nt
Organism: Colletotrichum siamense
Lineage: Eukaryota; Fungi; Ascomycota; Sordariomycetes; Glomerellales; Glomerellaceae
Exons: 4
Coding region: 1-1389 (462 amino acids)
Molecular function (GO): protein binding
Source: RefSeq, a predicted model, not a curated record
AUGACCUUCAAUGAGAUCAACAUGGAGAGGCUGAGUCUGGGUGGUAAGCUGGCAAUAUCUCUGGAGAAUCUCCCGACCGAGCUCAUUCACCGCAUCGCGUCGUACUGCGAUGUCGCCGACGUACACGCCCUCACCUGCGUGUCCCGCGCUAUCCGCAUGUCAUGCAGCAAUCCCUUUGUCUUUCAAGCUCAGUUCUGCCACCAUGCACCCGAUCCCGAGUCCAAAACAGUCCCAAACAAGUACACGCUGGCGCACAUUGUCAACAGCGCCUUGAUCAGCCGACCCGAAUCCGACGCAAGAACUAUCUGGUCCCACCUCGCCGCCGUCGCCUCAACCCUCCCAAACCUCUCGGACGAACUCGAUGAGCUCAUGCUCCCCUACCGAGCAGUGUCUUGGCAAUCCGCCGGCAGUGUCAAACUUCCCAGCUCCGAACUCCUCCGGAAGACCCAAGCUUUGAUCGGCACAUUCUCCACUUUCGCCGUCCUCGGGUAUAUCCCUUCUAUUGACCUAGGCGUCGCCGCAGCGACGACAGGCCUCCUCAUCACCCUCACAGAUCCGCACAACUGGGCCUCCUACAUCCACGUCUUGCCCCAGAUCAACAGGCUCGUGCGCCAGCAAGCUUUCGUCCUCGCGUUGGGCCUGCUGCAGACACAGGUCUUGAACAACCUAGGCAUCAUGGCAUACCACCUCUCCAAGAUGGCAACCUGGGACGACACGCACACCGCCUUCCACCGCUUCAAGACGUCGUGGGAAGGGAGGCAGACGGCCGCGUUAUUGGUGCAGGUUCUGCUUGCGCACCUGCUCCGAAGCAGCUUUUCGGCAAGGCCGGCGAGCGAAUAUCUGCCGUCUCCGCGGAGGCUCCCGCUGGCGAUGGUGCAUGAUGAAGCGGGAGGUGCGAUUGUGCCGCUGCCGGACCCGUUGUCGCCGGAGCAGGCUGAGCGAAGGCUCACGGCGUUUUCAUCGACUGGGUCCUGGGACCGGUGGAACCGAAGGUACGUCCGCCACCUGGCGCAGGAGAUGGAGGACGGAGAGUGGUACGGGUACUUCACCUGGGACACGGCGCGCAAUCAAGCGACGUUUCUCGAGACUGGGCCGAUUGAGAACAUACGGUUCAGGUUUGGUGCGAAGGAGUCCGCCGAUGGCACGAUCGAGGUCAUUGCCGAUAACUGCAAAGAGCCGUCUGGUCUAUUUGCUCUUCACGGUGAAGUUGAUACGUCACUGCAUAGCAUCAUGCUGAAGAAGAUCAGCCCAAGGGGGGUUGAGUGCAAUUAUCGUGGUUGGUUCACUCCAUUAGGUAUUGCUGGAACCAUGAAUCCAUCGCCAUGGGGCUUGCCAGGGUGGUUCUGGAUUUGGAAGAAGGAAUGGAUGGAGGACACUCCAUUAUCCUAG